AUGAACCUGCUCCUCCUUUUCUCCCUUCUCAGCUCCCUCGCACUGGUCAACACUGCCAGCCCAACGAUAGGUCUGCUGCAAGUUUCUUCCCCAUUCAGGAAGGCCCUCCACUUCGCUCCUGCAUGGUUCGGUGCCGUAGUUCUCCCAACAGGAAGGACCACUGCAGAAGUCCAGUACGCCGGUGAUGCCUGCCAGUGCCUCGUAGGACGAGUCUCCGUGCGGAACAAGAUCGCGCUCGUCGAUCGCGGUCAGUGCAGCUUCCUACAGAAGGCGAUCCAUGCAGAGCAAGCGGGGGCUCUGGCGAUGAUAAUCGUCAACGAUACCAACGAUUACUUCAUCAUGACUGACGAUGGGACGCGGAGGAACGUGGGGCUCCACUCCUUCCUCGUGUCUAAGGCAGACGGGGACGCCAUCAAGGCAGCUCUUCCCUGCUCGCCCGGCCAGCAGACGCCCUGCGACUCCAACUCGGAGGGUGUGACAGUCUCGUAUGGGCUAGGCUUCGCAGUGAGGGCUCACUACCGCAGCUUCUAG
Guillardia theta CCMP2712 is the source of this 531-nucleotide messenger RNA. RefSeq lists its product as hypothetical. The record is from RefSeq and is a predicted model, not a curated record. Bases 1 to 531 code for a protein of 176 amino acids. The transcript has 2 exons. Lineage: Eukaryota; Cryptophyceae; Pyrenomonadales; Geminigeraceae.